Molecule: messenger RNA, 1337 nt
Organism: Candoia aspera
Lineage: Eukaryota; Metazoa; Chordata; Lepidosauria; Squamata; Candoiidae
Gene: BAG1
Product: BAG cochaperone 1
Exons: 9
Coding region: 586-1158 (190 amino acids)
Biological process (GO): protein stabilization
Cellular component (GO): cytosol; cytoplasm; membrane
Molecular function (GO): adenyl-nucleotide exchange factor activity; protein-folding chaperone binding
Source: RefSeq, a predicted model, not a curated record
GCAGCAAUGGACGAUGCAAAGAGAUCUUUGCUGCUGUCCAGUGGUCAUCUGGAUUAUUAAGGAAACCAUGUUACGACGAGGUUCCCAUUACACCCUUAAGAGCAAGCUUACGGAAUAUAUGCUACCUUGGGCAUUCAAUCUGAACAGGCAAGAAAAUACAUAGAAUAAAUUGCUAAUUAUGAGACAGGAGUGGGAAAAUCCCUCUAUUAAUGCUGUAACAGUACCCUCCUCCUUCAGAAUCGUGUUACUGUAAACUUUUUCUUUGACAUCGUGUGAUGGAAUAACCUGUGUCUGGUAUCAACCUUCUUUCUACACAAUAAACAUCUAACGCUGCCUGAGCCUGCAUUCCGACAUACCCUGCAGUAUUAUACAAGGAAGGCGGUAUCUCUUUGCCCUCCCCUAUACCAAUCACUGCGACAGCUUUCUAGAAGAGGGGCUGGUUGUCGGAAGUUUUCCAUCGUCCCCGCCCCCCCCCCCUCCGUUUUCUCGGCGCCGGGCAGUUUCCGGACUGGAAGGAAGGAGACGCAGCUGCUGGGCAGCAGGGGGACUCGGAGGUAGUUCGAGCGGAGGGCUGAGCGAGCAGGAAUGGCGGAGCCUGACGAGAGCUCGGCCGUGAUGGUAACGGUCACGUACGGCAAUGAAAAGCAUAAUCUUCAGGUUGAUUCUCAAGAAGAUAGUCAACCAACAGUACAUGAUUUGGCUCUAUUAACUGAGCAAGUAACUGGAGUUCCAAUUUCUUUUCAGAAACUGAUAUAUAAGGGAAAAUCACUGAAAGAAAUGGAACAACCACUGUCAACACUUGGAGUGAAAAAUGGUUGUAAGGUCAUGCUGAUUGGAAAAAGGAAUAGUCCUGAGGAAGAGACUGAAUUAAAGAAAUUAAAAGUUUUGGAGAAAUCAGUGGAACAGCUAGCUAAAAAAAUAGAUGAAGUAAAUAAAGAGCUUAGAGAGAUUCAGAAAGGUUUUCUUACAAAGAAUAAUCAAACUGAAGCUCUUAGUCAGUUGGAUAAGCGGAUAAAAGGAACUGCUGAGCAAUUUAUGAAAAUUCUGGAACAAACAGAUGCUAUUGCACGUAUAGAGGGGAUGGAGGUAGGUUGUGAGAAUGCACAGAUGGCCACUCAAAACAUCACAAUUACAGAUUCUACCAGACAACUUCAAUGAUAGUAAACAGAAAAAGAAAGGGCUAGUGAAAAAAGUUCAGGCUUUUCUUGCACAAUGUGAUACAGUGGAAGGAAGUAUUGGUCAAGAACUGGAUAAACUACAAUCGAAGGAUAUGGUCCUUGCAGAAUGAAGUACUUUUAAGUAACUAGAAUAAAGAAUUGCUCUGUGAGCAGGAAGAA